This is a messenger RNA of Sebastes umbrosus (honeycomb rockfish), 3527 nucleotides long. RefSeq names its product PHD finger protein 13 (gene phf13). The record is from RefSeq and is a predicted model, not a curated record. NCBI's taxonomy places the organism in Eukaryota, Metazoa, Chordata, Actinopteri, Perciformes, Sebastidae. Bases 393 to 1373 code for a protein of 326 amino acids. Gene Ontology annotation, biological process: mitotic chromosome condensation. Gene Ontology annotation, molecular function: chromatin binding. The transcript is spliced from 5 exons.
AAGAAGAGGAGGAAGAGGAGGAAGAGGAGGGGGGCAGGCAGCUGCCUGGUGACGGCCGGAGUGAACCGCUCCCCCAGCAGCCGUCAGUCUGAACCAACAGAAGACAUUACCGGAGACAGCUCGGUGUCAAUACAGUAGUAACGUUUACUGUUACCGGGAGACACGUUUUUUACAACUUUGAGUAGUCGGUAACGUUAAUCCUGGAAACCGUUAUCGUUGGUGAUGAUGUGAAACUGACUGUUGCUUCGAGUUUCAGCGUUAAAGUAACGUAACGUCAGCUCACUGUAACAUUAGUGGUGUCUAGCAGAGCAACAGCUACACUAGAGGUAACCUCAGUGUUUACGGUCACGUCGAGGAAACAACCCAGCAGGUGGCCAGGGUACUCGGUAAAGAUGGGUGACAUAAACCCAUCGACAUCUCAUCCAUAUCAAUCGGAGGCUUUCAGUCCGCCAUACAGGAGGAGGAGGACAGUAGAGGACUUUAACAAGUUUUGCACUUUCGUCUUGGCCUAUGCUGGUUACAUCCCAUACCCCCAAGAGGACUCUCCACUGCGCAGUAGUUCCAGUCCUCCCAACAGUACAGGCAGCACAGCUGACAGUGAUGGCUGGACCCCCGGACCCCCAGCCUCCUGCCCCCAGCGCCCUCCAAAGGUCCCGCAGGACAGGAGCAGGAAACGUCCACAGCCCGGACCCACAAUGUCCAGUCACGCCAAGGACGACCACACGAUCACCACCUUGCACCCAGAUGACCGCAGGAAAGCUGACAAGCUGAAGAAGAAGAAAAGGAGAAAGGAGAGGGAGCAUGCGGCUGGUGAGGAAAGUGGGGUUCAGCAGGCCCACUCGGCCGUCCCAGAGCUGCCGUACCCCGUCGCCUUUGGUGGCCGAACGAUCAAAGAAGAGCCUGAAGAUGAUAUCAGCAUUCCCCUCCACCCGCAGAGUCUGCAUAGUCCAGCCCCCUGCAAGGAGGAGCCCAGUGAGGAGCGUCGAAACUGGGACGGUCAAGACAUGGAAGAAGGGGUGGUGAAGGUACAGAAGGUGGAGGGCCUUGCAGGAAACAGAACGGUGUUCCGCCAGGGAAAACAAGUGGUGUUCAGAGACGAAGAUGGAUCAGGAGAGGACGAGGACAUCAUGGUGGACUCAGACGACGACUCGUGGGACCUGGUGACGUGUUUCUGCAUGAAGCCGUUUGCGGGCCGGGCCAUGAUCGAGUGCAACAAGUGUAACACCUGGAUCCACCUGUCGUGCGCUAAGAUCCGCAAGAACCACGUGCCAGAGACAUACGUGUGCCAGAGCUGCCGAGAGUCGCACGGAACCCUCGAUGCCCGCCGCUCCUACCGCCCGCGCAUAGGCCCGCGCAAGCAUCUGCUAGAAUGACCCCAGGUACGAACCCUGAACUCUGACCCCCCCUUCCACUCCUGCUUCCCCUUCACCUGCUGGACUGACCCUUCCUCAAAUUCAGGUCUUGCACCCUUCAGUCUCUGUCCUUCUUGGUCAGCCAUGAACUCACAUUUUCUACGAACACUUUGGUGGACCUAUCCCUACAGCCCUUAUCCCAUUUGAAAACAGUUUGAGUGCUAUUUUAGAUUUACUUAAGGUUUGUUCCUGCUUCCCUACAGACUCUGUGCGUAAGGCAAUCACUGAAUGGAUGUCUGUCUGUAGAUGACAUUAGCAUAGCAGCAAACCUCUACUGUUGGUGUCUCGUGAACACUGGAAACAUUUGAACUGCCAUAUUGAGAGAGAGAGAGAAUACCCUCACAACUGCCACCCACUAUGGUGCAUGCUGGGAUUUGUGGGAAAGACAGUUUGCACUUUUUUUUAAAGAAUCCAUAUGACCUUUCUGUCAUAGGGCCAGGUAUGUCUUUCUGAUUAAACUGGAUUUCUCUUACACGCGUCUUGUUACACGAUUAACCGUUAAAAAUGAGAAAACAAGUUAAGCCUUGUGUUAAUUGCUUCAGAUGGUGCUAUAGUAUUAAGCUGAGGUAUAAUCCAAUAUAACAAAGAUGUAGGAUAAGCGACUAGAGUCUGCAUCCGCUUUCAUGUUUGUUGUUCUGUUUUUGUUAUUGAAGACAUUGUGAAAGAAUAUCAUUGAGGCUUGAAGCCCGUACGACCGAACCAAGCGCUUGUUCCUCUCCCUUCUACUUCACAAACCGUCUUCCAGCCUCCGCUACUCCUCUGAAUCAAGAUGUUUCUUGGCCACACAUGAAGCUUUCACACAAUUUACUCCUCAUGUUUAAACAGUGUUCCUUUUUCACCAGAGUUCUGUUUCUGAUGAUUUUUUUUUUUCAUAAUAAAUAACUUGUUAUUUCACAGAUUUAAAAAAAUAAAUAAAUUAAAAAAGAAAAAAAAAAAGCACCACAUAACCGACAAGAUUCAGAUGACAGAGUUUUCAGUAAAGGUGUUUUCUUUUGCCUCUGCUCAGUUGUUUUAGCUGCAUUUUAUGACCGGAUUGAACAGUGGUAUUGUUCUUUACUUUUAUUUUCCAAGUCAUUAUUUAUAUUCAUUAACCGUUUCAUGCUCAUGACAGAGUCUUCAGAGACAAGUAUAUUAAUGGAAGGGAACUCCUAUGGCCGUCCUGUUUAAGUAUCAACAGAUAAAAAGCUAUCUUAACUGGAAUAGUGUUGUUAGAAAGAUUCUCUCAAGAGUCCGGUUGAAAUUAUGCAUGUGAGUGUGUGUUUGUUUCGAUGGUUGACACUGCGAGGGUGUUGGUAAUGCAUGUGCUGCUAUGGCUCGACUAAAGCUCCAUGGUUUUUGGUCUUUUGUAAGACAGAGAAAUGGAUAUCUGCAAAGAUCCGUGGGCAGGGUCGGUUUGUUUUGUUUGUCUCUGAAGGGUCGGAUCAGAAGAAGAACUCUGUCUCUAAUCACCUCUCACUAACGUUUUCACAGCAGUAUUCAGCAGCGGGGUUUAGAUGUUUUACCCUAAAACUUGCUGGAAAUUGGAUUCUAAGCUUUGUUAUUCAUGUGCCAUCUGCUGUUGUUUCUGAUUAUAUAAAAGCCAUACUGUAGUGACAGAUUUUAGACUCAGAACCUUUAUAUUAGUCCAGGAUGGGAUUUUACAAUGCAGAAUCAAUGACUUGACAACGACUAAAACACACAAUGAAUGUUUGGUAUGUUAAGAACACACGACUUUCUAAGAGUUCAAAGUGGUUAAGCUCAUCUCUGCACUCUUGUCUUCUGGUAUUUACAAGUGUUGGUUCACUGGUUCGUACCAAGCAAUCGCCAGAUCUUAAAAAAAACAUCAGGUCGUGAUGUUUUUAAGACGUUUCAAGACCUAAAAUUAUUUGCUGUCUCUCAGGGCGUUCAUGUCCUGAAGAGAACCUGAAGCGACGUCUUCAGGCAUUUCUAAUUUUAGUCUGCGUCUUUAAGACAUCAGUGGAAUUAAUGUUAGCAAUGCUCAUUGUGAUACAGCUCGUUUAUUCUGAUCUUGGGUUAAUCCUAUCCCCUUAUUGAGAAAGCGUUGUCUGUUCUGUGGUGCAAACUGUUUCUGUGAAACUAUUGUAAACUAUUGUAAAUAAAGAGUUACCAUUUUAA